CGGGAGCCGGCAGCCCAGAACCGAAGCCAGGGGGGAGGGCGUAUUUUUCUUGUUCUGCUUAGUCCGGUUUAAUCUCGGCAGUGAAAUUCCAGUUCUGAGUGAACAUUGCACUCUGAUCCACCUUGGGAAGGAUUUGCAGGAGUUGGGUUGGAGGUGCCGGAUGGAACUGGGCAGGCCUGGGAGGUUUAAAAAGAAAAACAUUUAAAGAGCUUUCAGUUGGGGUGAAUCGACCGGAUUAGAUCUGGAGCGAGUUUUUGUAAAUUAUAUAGAACGGACCCUAUGGUAUGGAUAAUAGAGACCAAAGUGCAAAACGAACGGAACUGACAGCGGAUCUCCUUCACGGGAAAGCGAAGAUCAGGAGCAAGCGUACCAAAAGAACCAAGCCAACCUCCUCGGACACGAUUACUUUCAGCACACCUUUGUAAGGGAGAAGAGAAACGGAGCCGCUUCUUAUACGUCAGGUGAUCCAGCACCAGGCCACGUCUAGAGGGAAAGAAGAGCUCAGAGCCCACUCUCAGCUCGCCAAAAACAUACUCGCGUGUUGGAAGGCUAAUAUGCGAAUUCAAGGAGAGAGGGGCGCAAUCUAGCAGGCAACGACAGGAGAACCACCCAGAACCAGGCACGAGAGGAGAGGAGAGGAGCGGGGAGGAGGGAGAGAGACACUGCCAGGACACGCAACCCUUCCUUAGGGAAACUCAUCCUAGGCUCAAGCCAGGGAAAGAGGUAGAAGCUAAAAGUAACCCGAGUGGACUGAAUGGGCUCUGGCGUGUUGGAGCAAGAGCUGACUCGGCUGCGUGGCUGGGGAAGGAAUUGAUCUGAGUAGCCUGGAUUCCGUCAGCCUGGCAGCUGUUCCUACAUGUGGAGCUGCCAAGCUGGGAGAGAGCUCCACAGUGGACAACCCCUGAGAUGACCCAGCCAAGUGAGGCGCAUACACACACGCCCACCGCCAGUGUUCCCAUGGAGAACAAUGUAGUGGCCAUUAUCGUAGCUACCACAGUUUCUUCCUCUGUGUUCAUCGUGGCCAUUUUGGUGCUGCUGCUGCUUUUGUACCACCGAGACCCUCUGUGCUGCCAAUUUCUGUGCUCUUGCCGCUUCUUCCAGAGCCCCAGUCAAUAUGAUUGCCCUCCUCCUUACUUCAGUAGCAACCAGCGACUGGUGGGAUCGUCCUCUGGAGCACAACGUCUGGAUACGAGUGCAGCGGAAAAUCCUGGCAUACAGGGAGAUGAACUCUUCUGUGUCGGACCCCCCGGUAGCUACCAGCUCUCUCCCUGGGAGCAGCCGCGCUUGCCAAGCUAUGAGAGUGUGCGGAAGAAGGAUCGGCAGCGGGAGAUCCACCAGAUGAUUGCCGAACGGUUUGGCUUAUGGGCAGAGGUCUCCCCAGAGUUACCACCACCCUAUGAGCAGGCCCUGAGGUAUCCAGCAGCCUUAUCAGGAACUGGCACAGGUUCGGAGCUGUCAGCUGGACAGAGCUUGCCGGACAUGCUCCAAGCUUCACCCACAUACCAGCCUCAGAGGAACACAUCGGUGUAGGCCGCAAGCUGGUGCCUCAGCCCUUUUCUCCGACUGUGGCAGCUUUGGGGGCGAGGGUUUCCUUUCCUGCAGCCAGCCUGCCACACCCUCCCCCCACCCCCAAAGCCACAAUAGCUGGGCAAAACCCUCCAGUGCCACCGCAUGGCCGGACACAACCUUUCGUGAGUACUUCAGUACUGAGAAUAGACACUGGACAAUCUCCAGGCCUCUCAGGAACUAAGCCUGCAGAGAACUGCACGAUGGAAUGAAUUUCCUGGGGACACUGGCGUCUCUUCUGAAUUACCAGAGGCUGGAGGAGCAGCAGAGGUACAGGAAAUCCUGUCACUCAGUGUCAAGGACUGAAGUUGAAGUCGGUUACCUCAGGGGGGUACCUUGUGGCCCCAGGAACUGAUAAGUCGAGCAGCAACACUGCAUGAGAUUCCAUCUGUUGCUCUGUGAAUCACAAAUCCAGUGAAAGAGCAAGAUUUUUUCCCCAAAGAGCAUCCCUGGAGGAAGCUGUUCCACUUAAAAAAUACCUCUGUGAGACCUGCCAACUUUCUAAGUAUUAAGCCUCAAAUGCAAACCUUCUGGCCAUCUUAAAACUAUCUUCACAGGGCAGGGAUUGAGGAACCCAAAUGACAGAAUGAAUGUAUUUUGCCCUCUCAGUGUUUCCUUCAGCCCACUCAGAGAUGUACUCCUUGGACAAAUACAGCGGGGGUCUUUUUCUUUCAAAUGCUGCAGGGCAGCUUUGCAAGUCCAAACAAAAGAUAAAAGGUCCAGCAAAGGGCAGGAUCUGGAGCUUCUGCAAGCAACUCUUCUGCUCUUGGGAGUCCAAACAGCCUGUGGUUCUGGACCAAGCCAUAAAACUGAGAAAGGGUUAUUUGCAGAGACAUGUGGGAGGGGAAGAAGGUGGCAGCCGCUAUCUUACUUCACCGCCAUCAUUGCUUACUCAGCUUGAUUGUCUGUUGGAGCUCAGAGACUCUCGUUAAGCUUCAACCUGAUUUUUGCUAUGUUGGGUUUUUUGUAUUUGACAAUAAGGUUUUCCAAUGUUGUUCCUCAUGCUGUGGUUUGAAACUAAAGCAAUCUGAUCAAGAAAUGUGUGGGGCCUCCAGUACAACCUGCAGGCUACCAAACAAUGUA
Molecule: messenger RNA, 2649 nt
Organism: Varanus komodoensis (Komodo dragon)
Lineage: Eukaryota; Metazoa; Chordata; Lepidosauria; Squamata; Varanidae
Exons: 5
Coding region: 907-1530 (207 amino acids)
Source: RefSeq, a predicted model, not a curated record